GCAAUUCAUUUGGGGAUUCUAUCACAAAAGCAGGAUGAAUCCUAAGCUACUGAUUAUGUCUCUUCUCGGCUUGGCCUGCACGAUAAAUGGCCAAGGAACAGGUAGUGCAAAACCCGUUGCUAAUGUACCAGUGCCCUCAAAUCAACUUACUUUAGAUGAGCAGCUACCGUCGCCUCAAGAACUAGAAGCUGGAAUGGCUGCUUUCAACGCAGCAUCUAGAAAUGCAGGUCAAGAUAUGCAAUCUGCCAUGCAAAGUCAAAUAACGGCGGAAUCGGCAAGAAACAAAAAAGAAAACGAGAUGACGAAUCAAAUGAUUAGAAAUAGAAUGGAAAACGAAGCAAGGAUAAACUUUCCCCCACCGCAAGAAACAAGGACAAAUCAGAUGUUACCAACCGGAUUGCCAAGGCCCACUGACAUGGGCGUUUCCUCCUCAAGAUCUAGUGGAACUCAGGCGGAUGGACAGAUAUCUGUAGGAAAUAUACAGGCAAUUUAUAACGACGAAUUGAGAACAAUAAUGAGGGACUAUAAUAUCACACCAGAAGAAAUCAGACAGAUGCUUGAACUGUAUGCACAGGGCGGAGCUGCAACAAUAACUAAAGAAAGGACUAAUCCUGAAAAUGGACUCCAGGAGAUUGUUACUCUCGACUUCGAAAAUUUUACAUCCCAAAGACCAAAUGCUCCAAUAACGUCUGUAUCCCCAAUGCCUAAAAUUCUCCUCCCGGGUGAUGUGAGUCAAGAUCCUGUUUCCACAUCUCCACCUGAGAAUGAGGACCCGAUUCAGGACUUUCUUGCAGCAGAGAGAUAUCUUCGGGAUCAGAUCAAAGAACUAGACGCGCAAUUCAAUGCCCUAAACGAAGCCUACCAACAAGGCAUUAUAACCAGACUAACCAGAGAUGAAAACGCAAGAGGGAACAGGGAGAGGAGGAGAAGAUUCAUAACUGAUUUGCGAGCCAUACAGAUGGAAAUAAGUAGGACAGGGGGUGAAAAAAUAGAACCACAAAUCCCUCUGAAAAACAGAGUAGACGAUGGAGAAUUCUUUGCAAAUGCUCCAUCAGAGCCAAAGCCAUUUCGUGUCAUACCUCCAGAAGUUACGAGAAGAGGGGGAAGGAUUCAAAGUGUCAUACCUCGUGAAGUUCCUAGAGGAGGUGGGAGUAGUCCAAAUCCUACUACACUUCGUGAGUUAGCGUUACAAAAUCAAAUGUUAGAGGAGAUGAUUCGAAGGCAAGAACGAGGACCUGGCCGUUCUGGACUUCGUCGGCAAUCUCCUCCACUUACUGGUAGACCACGUCGCAACAUGACUCCAGAGCAGCGUGCAGCACUAAGACGAGAGCUUCUAAACAUUCGUCGACAGGAACGGUUAAUUUUUCAGCGACUCAGUCAGCUUAGGAAUAGAAAUUCCCGGCUGAUGUUACCAAGAGACCCCUUUCGACAACAACUCAGGCAGCGCCUAAGUUUCUCUAAUGGAAACCGACCCCAAUUAACGAGAACCUUGAGCGGGAGUGUAACUGGACAAAAUGUGCUUGGAAGACGUACAAUAUAAAAUGCCUUUUUUAAGAUCCGGGAUAAAGAAAAUUAAACUACUGCAAAACAUUUUAUCAAAUCAUCUGUAUACUCUGUAUGUGUAUUAUAUGCGCCAUUUAUAGAAGCAAAUAAAGCUUGACAAACAGUUAGAUCAUAA
This is a messenger RNA of Magallana angulata, 1678 nucleotides long. RefSeq lists its product as uncharacterized. The record is from RefSeq and is a predicted model, not a curated record. The coding region runs from base 35 to 1540 and encodes 501 amino acids. NCBI's taxonomy places the organism in Eukaryota, Metazoa, Mollusca, Bivalvia, Ostreida, Ostreidae. The transcript is spliced from 5 exons.